ACAGUAGGUGCUGAGCUCUGGGCGAACGUCCAUUGGCUAAUCUAAAAUAAUAAAAAAUAAAAGUUUUAUUUCGAAAAUAUAUAAAAUUACAAUUGUAUUUCAAAAAUAAAUAAAGUUACUAUUUUAUUUCGAAAAUAAAUAAAAUUACUAAGUACUUAUUUCAUUUCGAAAAUAAAUAAAAUUAUUAUUUUCAUUCAAAAUUAAUUUAAAGAGCACAGCACAAUGCUGUCCGCGAUCGCUGUUAUUUUCGCCCUAAUCAGCGUCAGCAAUGGAAUCAAAGAAGGAUACCUGCCAUCAUAUAUCAAUCCAUGUGACCUGGCCAAGCCAUCGACAGAGUUCGUGGACUGCGUGAAGGAGCAGAUCGAAGCCACGUUACCCCACUUCACAAAGGGUAUUGAGGAGCUUGGAGUGCCCUCUCUAGACCCCGUGGCGUUGGAUGAUAUACACAUCGAUGGAAAUGGCCUGAAGCUCACCUUCACCCACGCUGCCAUGCAUGGACUUAGCGACAGCAAACUCUCUCAGCUCAAAUUGGACAUCGGCAAGGACGUCGAGACGUUUUCCCUGUCGUUCAAGGGCAAUAUGAGCGUGUCGGCCAAAUACGUGGUGGACGGUCGCAUCUUGAUCCUGCCUAUCCAGGGCAAGGGCGACGCCAAGGUCAACUGCCAUAACAUCGAGGUGCAAAUUGACAGCAAACUGACCCACGUGAAGGACGCUAAAGGCAUCCACUUCAAGCUGGUUACCCCGAGUUACAAGUACAACAUCCAGAGCACCAAAUUCGAGUUCCAAAACUUGUUCAAUGGCAACAAGCAGCUGUCGGACGCCACCCACCAGUUUGCAAACGAGAACUGGAAACAACUUAUGGACGAUCUCUCGCCGCCUGUCAUCAAGCAGAUUGUCAAGACCUGCGUGAAAGCUAUCAACAAGUUCUUCUCCAAUGUCACCAUUCCACAAAUAGUCAAAGGAUACAAUAACUAAACUGUGAUACCAAUUACCUUUAAGAACCAAUUACCUUUUAGAGUAGGUACAGCUUUAGAUAAAUCUUCUGUGUUAUUAGAUGGCAACGAAUCGAAUUUCAUAAGUAGGUGUGCGUCCAAAACAGAUCACCUCACUCAGAAUAGAUCAAGCUGCUUCUAGGCCGGAAAGACAGCACCAAAUUGCCAGUGAGUUCAAAUAUAGUUAAUUCAUAACAACCACAACAUAAAUUGUACAGUGAACUUGAAAUGAUAACAGUGCCAAUAAGGUCAAUCAAGUAAAUACUAAAAUAACAGACGCACUGAUGUUUUAAGUAGGUAGGUACUUAGUUAAAAAAACAGUGUUCCUUAUUUGUAACUCAAUUUAAACUUCGAAUUUGUUAUUUUGUCUUAUUUUAAAACAAAAUAUACUCCUAAAUAAAAAUGCUUCUACAAGGAAGUUCUUAUAAAACGUUCAAUAUAUGAAUAUUUUUUUGUAAAUAUUAGCUCUUCAAUGUAUAAGGAUUAGGGACUAUUUAUAUAUUAUGUAAUAAAAGAAAUUGAUAAACAAA
This is a messenger RNA of Pectinophora gossypiella (pink bollworm), 1522 nucleotides long. RefSeq names its product circadian clock-controlled protein daywake-like. The coding region runs from base 223 to 975 and encodes 250 amino acids. The transcript has 5 exons. The record is from RefSeq and is a predicted model, not a curated record. Lineage: Eukaryota; Metazoa; Arthropoda; Insecta; Lepidoptera; Gelechiidae.